Molecule: messenger RNA, 532 nt
Organism: Condylostylus longicornis
Lineage: Eukaryota; Metazoa; Arthropoda; Insecta; Diptera; Dolichopodidae
Product: keratin-associated protein 5-1-like
Exons: 3
Source: RefSeq, a predicted model, not a curated record
GUGUCGAGGUGGUGCUGGUAGUAGAUGUUACGGCUGUGCCGGUGGUAGAGGCUGUGCUGGUAGUGCUGGUAGUAGAGGCUGUUUCGGUGGUAGCAGUAGAUGCUGUGCUGGUAGUAGAGGCUGUUUUGGUGGUAGCAGUAGAUGUUACGGUAGUACUGGUAGUAGAGGCUGUGCUGGUAGUGGAGGCUCUUUUGGUGGUAGAGCUUGUGCUGGCUGUGCUGGUAGUAGAGGCUGUGCUGGUAGAGGCUGUUUCGGUGGUAGACGUUGUGCUGGUAGUGGAUGUGCUCGAAGUGGUGCUGGUAGUAGAUGUUACGGCUGUGCCGGUGGUAGAGGCUGUGCUGGUAGUAGAGGCUGUUUUGGUGGUAGCAGUAGAUGUUACGGUAGUACUGGUAGUAGAGGCUGUGCUGGUAGUGGAGGCUCUUUUGGUGGUAGAGCUUGUGCUGGCUGUGCUGGUAGUAGAGGCUGUGCUGGUAGAGGCUGUUUCGGUGGUAGACGCUGUGCUGGUAGUGGAUGGGCUCGAAGUAGUGGUUGA